AUCGCAUUCUAAAUUUGCCAUUUUUGUCUCGCCUUCCCUCUACUUUCCGGCGAAAUUGUUCUCCGUCUUUGGGGGUUUGAUCCGAGUUAUUUGUAUACGUAUUGCUGUCCUCGUUUUCCGUCGAAUUCUUGUUAUUAGGGUUAGGGUUCAAUCGAUUCUUCUCCGAGAUCGCUCGAGAUCGGAGGGGAUAAGGGCGGCGGACCGGCGGAAAUCGGUGUGCUAGGGUUUCCUAUUUGGGGAUCUUCGAGCGGCAUGGUUCAGUUGCCGGACGCCGGCAAGCGCCGGGUUGAUUCCACCCCGCACGCUGCCCCGGAGGCCGCGGCCGUGAAGCUGGAAAUCGAGGACCCCUUGGUCGACGAACACGGCCCUCUCAACAAGAGAUCCAAGGAUGCGAGCUAUCCAAAUCAGCAGGCUAUGUACUACAAUGUGCUUGAGGAACCUGGACCGUUGGGCCUUCGACUCAGGAAGAGUCCGUCUCUGGCUGAUUUGAUUCAGAUGAGGCUUUCUCAAGCAAAAUCGGGUGGCACAUCAUGUGCUACUAGUUUGGGUAGCUCGGAGGUUGGCGAUAACAAAGAACUGAAGUCCUCAGCUGCUUCGAGCUCGUCGAACAAGAUCAAAGCUUCAAACUUUCCUGCAACACUUUUGAGGAUCGGGACAUGGGAGCGUGUAUCUAGAUAUGAAGGUGAUCUAGUAGCAAAAUGCUACUUUGCGAAACAUAAACUUGUAUGGGAAGUUCUCGAAGGUGGUCUGAAGAGCAAGAUUGAAUUUCACUGGUCUGACAUCACUGCAAUUAAGGCAACAUUCUCUGAAGGUGGCCAUGGAACCUUGGAUAUUGUGUUGGCAAGACCACCACUUUUUUUCCGGGAGACUGAUCCUCAGCCAAGAAAGCAUACACUCUGGCAAGCAACUCAAGACUUUACCAAUGGUCAGGCAAGCAUAUAUAGGAGGCAUCUCCUUCAAUGUCCCCAAGGCUUGUUGAGCAAGAAUUUUGAGAAGCUCAUUGAUUGCGAUCCUAGAUUAAAAUUACUUAGUCAGCAACCAGAUGUGUUAGAUUCUCCAUACUUUGAACCUCAAUACUCUGUUUUUGAGGAUCACAGUGAUUCUAAAAGCCAUAUACUUGAUGGCAGUAAGGAAGAUUGUGGAGCUACUUUCUCAGGCUUUUGUGAAUCUGGUUCUCCUUGUGCAACUUCAUCACUGUCCAAUAAGAGUGAAGUACGGGAUUCUUUUGGGAGGACACCAGAUUUUGAUCCACAAGAUACUCCUUCACCAUGCUCAGGAGUCGAAGCUCGGUCAACUGAAGAAAACAACACUAGUAAGGAGACGGAAGAAAGGGGUCCUGACUGGUGGGAACAAUUGAAAUUGCCUGGACUAAGAGGAUCUAUGUCCAUGACUGAUCUUGUAAACCACCUAGGUCAACACAUUUCCGAGCAGAUGACUUCAGUCAAUCCGUCCUUGCCUAGCGAUGCUCUACCGAACAAAGAGGUUCUGGAAGAUAUAGCGCAGUAUCUUCUCAAUGAUUCUCAGUGUUCUGCCACUUCUGACGAACAAUCCAUCAUCUCAAGGGUUAAUUCUCUUUGCUGUCUGCUCCAGAAAGAUAACAGAACAGGCACGACGCAGAAUUCUCAAACGAAGGACAGUGCUGAAGCGCAAGUUGAUGCUGGAUCCGAUGAUGAGCUUGUUGAUGCUGCACAACCACCCAUCACAAGAAAAGAGUCUUUUGGGGAGCUUCUGAUACUUCCUCGAAUAGCCUCGAUGCCGAAGUUCUUGUUCAAUAUAUCUGAGGAUGAAGAAAAGGAAACGAGAUAGCUUGGUUUUCGCCAACAUGACAUCUUCAUGCCCCUCUCCAUCAUGGAUUUUAUGAUAAAGAUUUCACUGGUGAAUCAAAGGACAGGUAUGCGUGAGUUUGCUGCACGUAUGUUUGAUGAAAGGGUGCACAAUACUUUGUUUGCACGAGUGAUGACAUGUAAUUCUAGAACUGAUGAGUUUGAUUGGGUGCGUACGGAAUUAGUUCGAGGAACAUAUGAUAUCGACGGG
Messenger RNA from Musa acuminata subsp. malaccensis (wild Malaysian banana), 2034 nucleotides. RefSeq lists its product as uncharacterized. The record is from RefSeq and is a predicted model, not a curated record. Lineage: Eukaryota; Viridiplantae; Streptophyta; Magnoliopsida; Zingiberales; Musaceae.